This is a messenger RNA of Thlaspi arvense, 558 nucleotides long. Lineage: Eukaryota; Viridiplantae; Streptophyta; Magnoliopsida; Brassicales; Brassicaceae. The record is from the annotation of a GenBank genome assembly.
AUGAGCGCAGAAAAGCUGGAGACACCUACAACUCAUGACGUAAAAGAAGAGGCCGAAAAGAUUCCGGCGACGCAGGGAGGCAUUGACGCGGCGGAGGACAAAGAGAAAAGUGUUGUCGCCGAGGCCUCCGGUGGACAGGCGGAGGGAGAACUAAACCCGAAAAAGGCAUCGGAAGGAUCGAUAACCAUCGGAGAGGCUCUAGAGGCGGCGGUUCUCACGGCAGGUAAUAAGCCUGUCGAGUGGAGUGACGCAGCUGCCAUUCAAGCGGCCGAGGUUAGAGCAACGGGACGGACCAACAUCAUGCCCGGAGGUGUUGCCGCCUCCGCUCAAUCAGCUGCUACUCUUAACGCUCGAGCCACCUCCGACGACGACAAAACCACGCUCGCCGACGUUCUCACUGGAGCGAGUAGCAAGUUACCGUCGGACAAACCAGCGACAAGGAAAGACGCAGAGGGGGUCACAGGCGCAGAGAUGAGGAACGAUCCUCAUCUCACAACUUACCCAACCGGCGUUGCCGCCUCUGUCGCUGCAGCGGCUCGGAUUAAUCAGGCCAAGUGA